Molecule: messenger RNA, 441 nt
Organism: Photinus pyralis (common eastern firefly)
Lineage: Eukaryota; Metazoa; Arthropoda; Insecta; Coleoptera; Lampyridae
Exons: 2
Coding region: 10-399 (129 amino acids)
Molecular function (GO): odorant binding
Source: RefSeq, a predicted model, not a curated record
CUUUUGGACAUGGCGAAAUUGACUGUACUGUUAGUGUUCUGCUGCGUACAUCUUUCACUGGAAGAGGCGAACAAUACCUCGAGAGCCAAGUUUAGACAAUCACCACUCCAAAAGUGCGCCGAAGAAAAUGGUAUCGAUGGUUCAAAUGCCCACAUGGUUUAUAACAAAGUGCGUCAUAAUCCCCAUUAUGUAGCCAACGAAACGGAAAAAUGCUACAUUACGUGCAUCCUUGUGGCUAAAAAUCAGCUCACGCCUACGGGCGAAGCUAACCUGGCAACCGAAAUAGAAAAGCAAAGAGUUCAGGUGGAAAAGCUCAAAACUUGUAAUGAAAUUAGGGAGGAAGAUAUUAACAAGGCGGCUCUCAAACUUCAAAUUUGUAUAAACAAAUUGCGUCAGUAGUAAUUUCCCUUGUAGCUGUUAUUCUUAAAUUUUGUUUUUAUU